AUGAUGCGCCACCUCCUCGUGCUCUCCCUAUUCUUAACCCUCUCCACCCAAUGGGUCAUCUACCGCAAGGGAAAUGCCGUCAAACGGAAGAUUGUGUGCAAGCCAGAAUACGAGUGGGAUAACGCCAGCAGCAGCACCCCGGAGCCGUCGCGCGACUCGUCAGGUUCGGGUGAGGAGGAACGAUCGAGAAGAGCUGCAUCGGAUGAUCACAUCCUGAUCGCUAUCCGCCGUCGGAGAGACGUGGAGAUCGACCCCAAAAGGAAAGAGCCGAUAAUUUUCUUGGGCCAAAAAGUCAACGUCUCCACGUCCUUCGUCGACGACGGUGAUUUUGACAUCGUUUCCGACUACCUGACCUCCGAUGAAAUGAAAAUGGUCAAGGAACAGAUUAUGAACACGUGUAACUAUCUCGACCGGGACCGUCACUACGAAUCCAUCACUACUCGACGCAGACAGGCCAAU
Mesorhabditis spiculigera is the source of this 459-nucleotide messenger RNA. Lineage: Eukaryota; Metazoa; Nematoda; Chromadorea; Rhabditida; Rhabditidae. The record is from the annotation of a GenBank genome assembly.